Molecule: messenger RNA, 2694 nt
Organism: Marchantia polymorpha subsp. ruderalis
Lineage: Eukaryota; Viridiplantae; Streptophyta; Marchantiopsida; Marchantiales; Marchantiaceae
Source: the annotation of a GenBank genome assembly
UCGGUUUCGGACAGAAGAGGAUCCGUCUGUCGAGACUCAGCCGAAGCGAUCUAUCAACACGAGAAUUUGUAGCAGCUUGGGAGGAAAUGGAGGUCGUCGUAAUGGCCUCGCAGGUGCUGCCGGUUUCUUCCUCCGCUGCAGGUUGGUCGCGGAGUACUUUUGCUGCUGCCAAGAGCUCCUCCUCUUCCUGUGGGAAGAAGGCCUUGUGUGUGUCGAGCAGUUCCGCGCGCAAGGGGUUGGAUUUGGGUGCCGAUUUGAGCCUUCAUGGCAAGGGGAUCAGCCAGAGAAUGCCUACUGCUGGAAGGAAACUUCACGUGUCUGCUGCCGUUGCCGAGGACCGGAGAAUCGAGCAGGAGAGUAUGUUGUCCGAGAAGCCUACCACUUUGCUGAGAGAAGGUGAAGAUUCCGACGACAAGAAUGGAUUACGCGCCCGCUUUGAGCAGAUGGUUUUUAGAAUUCAAAAUGAUGUAUGUGCUGCUGUUGAGGCAAUCGAUGGAGGCAAGUUUCGCGAAGAUGCCUGGUCCAGGCCCGGAGGUGGUGGUGGUGUGAGUCGCGUUCUUCAGGGAGGAACCGUUUGGGAAAAGGCAGGGGUGAAUGUCUCAGUGGUGUAUGGAAGCAUGCCACCGGAGGCUUACAGAGCUGCCACAGGAGCUGCCUCGACUAAACCUGGCCGCAUUCCCUUUUUCGCCUCCGGAGUGAGCUCGGUUAUGCAUCCCAUCAAUCCCAUGGCCCCCACUGUGCACUUCAACUACCGCUACUUUGAGACUGACGCACCUGAAGGUGUGGAAGGUGCCCCACGGGCUUGGUGGUUUGGUGGAGGCACUGAUUUGACUCCCUCGUAUUUUUUUGAAGAGGAUGUUAAGCAUUUUCACCAGGUUCAAAAAAAUGCAUGUGAUAAGUUUGAUCCUGCUUUCUACCCGAAGUACAAAAAGUGGUGCGAUGAUUACUUCCUAAUUAAGCACCGAGGCGAGAGACGUGGUCUUGGAGGCAUCUUCUUUGAUGAUCUCAACGAUCGUGAUCCCAACGAAUUACUGGCAUUCGCAACUGCUUGUGCGGAUUCAGUCAUUCCUGCUUACAUUCCUCUCAUAGAGAAGAGGAAGGACAUGGCGUAUACUCAGGAACAAAAGGAGUGGCAACAACUCAGGAGAGGUCGAUAUGUGGAGUUCAACUUGGUUUACGACCGAGGCACUACAUUUGGCCUCCAAACAGGUGGUCGAAUUGAGAGCAUUUUGAUGUCCUUACCCCUCACAGCGAGAUGGGAGUAUGACCACCACCCGGAGGAGGGCACUGAAGAAGCCAAGCUUUUGGAUGCAUGCAAGAAUCCUAAAGAGUGGUUGUUGUGACCUCGCCGUUUUAUUCGUUUGUCUUCUCGCCACUUAGUCCGUCGAAACCUCGUACUGUAGUUAUAAUCAUUGUCGUCGAAAUGUUUAGUUCCACAUUUCGACAGUUUGUCAACUCGUCGGUCUUAUCCUAGAGAUAUGUUGGGGAUUGGGUACACCCUCAAUGGGGAAAACAAGUCAACACUUUCGUGGGAAAGCAGCAGCGUAGAAAGAACGGAACAGCAUGCGAGUCUUUAGGGUCUAAAACAUGCGAAUCAUGUGUAAACAACUUUGAAGACGCGCACUCCUAGAGGAAAUGUAAAGUACAAGAAUGUAAGAAAUGAACGACAUGCACAAAAGGGCUCUUCGUGCUUCCCGCUGCUUAAUUUGUGCCCGAACUGCAAAUUAGAUAUAUGUGAAUCUUACUUGACACCGGAGAAAUGCACGACCUUGGACUGGUCUGAGGCUCCAUUCUGGAAGAAAUACAUGACGGUCGAACUCUUUGUAAAAGACAGCACCUUGAGAGUUGCCUCCAUUGUUGCACUAAGUGCAACUGCGAGGUUCUGCAAUAUCGAGCCAUAAAUUGCUGUUCCAACCAUCGUUGGUGCAAUCUCAUCCAAUUUAUCGAGAAUUCUGGACUGUGAUCCAUCUAAAAUUUUUCAAUAGCUAAAAUCUACCUUCCAGGGCAGACUUCAGGUAGAUACACCUGGAUUGUUUUAAGUUGUGAAACGUCAUCAAUAGAUCUAUGUCGUCACAGGAUUCUCACAACGACGAAUGCAUCUGCCCUGUGACAAGUCGAAGUGUGGCUUCAUGAGUACAAUCCACAAUAAGCUGGAGGAGUCUUCCCGGGUUGUACUUGGACGGGAUUUGACCACAAAGUUGACUGUCUAACGAAAGACCCGAAUACAAUCUAGAUGAGAUAAGAUGAAGGGAUCGUAUGAAUGUGGCAAGAGCGAGGUGGUCGAACAGGUCGCCGGUUGUGUUAUACCUGCCCCAACUAAGUGUGUUCUACCGGGUAGAGUGACGGAGCAAACCGGUUACUACUAACAUCCAACUUUUCGUUCACCUCUGGCAGAAUCUUUGGAGGUAGACGGUGUGCAGUAUCCGGGGGAAAGAAAGGGCAGUCAAUAAUUACAAACAAGGUCGCCCAUCCUUUACACCAGGUCACUGUACGCUACAACUAUUGAGAUCUAACGAUGGAGGAAUACAGUGAGUGGAUUCAUGGGCUUUUGUGAGUGGGAGGUCUGUCUGUUCAUCAGGUCACAACUCUUCUUCUAUCGUCAGGAUGACUGACAACAAUUUAAUGAGUACAUGUACUUUUCAGACUCUGUUAUUCUCUGUCCAAUCCAUACAUUCAUUUGACGGUAGGUUCUGC